AUGUUUUCUUUUUCCCCUUUGCUCUUUGUGCAUGCGGAACUCUCUUCCAGUGGUGCCAUGAAGAUAUACCCUCAUUUGUUUGUCUCCGUCACCCCUGCGGUGGCUGCCCCCGUCGUUGUUUCCCAAUCUCACGAUUACGUGUGGGCGGACCGAGAACGGCAUGCGGACGCAAAGAACACGUGGAUUGUUAUGCUCAACUGUUGUUUUCGGUGGAGCACUCGGUUUUGCACGUGUCGCUCUUUUUUUUGCUUUUUUUUGCUCCCGGUUUAUGGGUGCGUGACGGGGAUAAUGGUGUUUCACAUCGUUUUUGCUUCAAAUGAUUGGAUACGACUUGCCUCUGUGCAGGCUGCACUGCGUGUCUCCUCUUUCUUGGAUUGGCACCACAAUUAG
Trypanosoma theileri is the source of this 390-nucleotide messenger RNA. RefSeq lists its product as uncharacterized. The record is from RefSeq and is a predicted model, not a curated record. The coding region runs from base 1 to 390 and encodes 129 amino acids. The transcript has a single exon. NCBI's taxonomy places the organism in Eukaryota, Euglenozoa, Kinetoplastea, Trypanosomatida, Trypanosomatidae.